UGGGGUAACGCCUGUCUUCUUAGUACUUGAACUCUGCGGUAGUAGCCGGGGCGCGUUGGCUGGAUAAUGGCGGAGAGAGCGGGAUUGUUGUGUUGUGAACAAUAACAUUCACCAGAAGUGAUUGUGGAAGUUUUUUUUUUUUUUUUAAAUAAAUAUUUUGCAACGCCGUUGCAAACAACAACGGCUUGGUAACUUGGGCGAAGUGGAGUUUUGAGAAGACAGUGUUUUCUGCACCGACUUGUAAUUUAAGUAUGGAGGACUCGCUCGGAUUGGUCGGAAAGAGGGUAUUGCUUCUCUUGGGAGAUUCUGCCUCUGCAGCGGCCGCCGAACCGGACCAAGCAGUAUGGAACCGGGACUGGCUCCGUGGGACUGUCCGGGCAGCUAGAGGGGUCGGGGCAGCGGCUGCAGGGUGUGAGGCGAGCGGAGGAGAAGGGGCAGUACCCGGAGCGGCCGGGAUGACGGUGUUUGUGGAGUUUGACGACACUUGCAGGAAACGGCACUCCUGGGUCAAGGUUUAUGCGGAAAAAGUGCUGGCAUUCCUGGUGGAGGGAUCUAUAGUUUGGGCGCCCCGCAAAGAUCCAGUUGUGAUCCAAGGAACUGGGGUCCCUGCCAGUUGCUGGCCAGCUCUAGCUUUUCAACCCUUGGUUGACAAGAUUGGGCUGGGUCCACUUGUUCCUGUGGAGUUCUUUGUGGACCGAGCGUUGAGCUUCCUGCAAGACAGCAGCUCUCUACAGUGUUUUGAGUUGGAAGAGGAUAUCAGGAGCAAACUGUUGCAGGAGCAGGCAGUGCUACUGAAUACAGUCAACAGCUGGUUGAGUGAGCUUAAAUUACAGGAGAUCUUGAGGAGAGGCCCAUAUACAAUCCAAGGUCAGAAAGUGAAAGUGUACCAGCCUGAGUUUGAGGAGCAAUGGGCCUCAGGAAUGGUGUCCCAGCAUGACCCUGUGUCUCACAUGAUGGAGAUCACUGUUACAAAGGGUGAGGAGGCUCGGGUUGUGGAUCCAAGGGUGAUUCAUGUGGUGCUGGCAGAGGACCUGUUGGAUGAGGUAGAUUAUGAGGCUGUUGAGUGUGAAGGCAGUAAGAAAGGCAGGCGCAGGAAGGAAGGAGAUGGAAAAGGGCAGGGACGGAGGAGGCGGAACACCUCUGACAGCGAUAGCGAUGUGGCAGUGAAGAGACUAAAGGUUGGGGAGGCAGACAGCAGUGGCAGCGAGGGUGGUGAGAACAGCUUUGGAUCCUGGAAAGGGGGUGGCACUGGCACCAGCAUCACCAGUGGUUCAACUCUGAACCAGGGGUCCUCCAAUACAGCAGCUCAUGUUUCUUCCCAGGGGCAUCCCAACAUCCGCUUUGCCACCUACACGAAAGAGAACGGAAGGACAGUGGUGGUGCAGGACCGCCCCCUAGCAGUAGAGCCUGCCUCUGCUACGCCCCCCUCUCCCUUCUCGACCUCUUUCCCCUCUGUUAGUCAGAUACCUCCAGGGUCUGCGCUUGCGGCUGCUGUGAAGAAGGACAAGCCAGCAGCCACACCUGAGAAGGAGGGGACUGGUACUUCUCCAGUGACACUAGGGGGAUUCCCAUUGACGACAGGCCCCACCCCCACCUCUGUGCGCAUCUCUGAUGGGGGUGCUGCUGUGGGAAGUUUUAGUGGCCAGAAGACUGCUGGAUGGGGUGUUGGGCAGGCUGAGAGUGCCAAAAACCCACUGAUAGCAGCUGCUGGCUUCCGAAUGUCUCAGAGUCAGCCUCUCUCAGUGCCUACGUUUGGGGAAAGUCGGGCUCAGACCAACGGGGCACUAACCCAGGAGAACAAACAUUUUGGGUUCCAGUUCAGCAGCAGUACAGAUGAGUCCAGCAAAGAGAGUGAUUCCACAAAGAACAUAUUCUUCCAGUGCAUGGCGCAAAAUGUGCCCCGGAGUAACUACUUCACUGCUAUCUCUGAGAGCCUGGCUAAGGAGCCGCCCAGUUUGAAUUUAUUUAAAACAGCAGCACUUGAAAGCCCAAAAGGCAGUGUAUUUGGGGCAGCGCUGGGUAUGUCCCCUUCCAAAGAGCAGUCCAAAAUGGAUUCUAAACCCACAGGAAACGGAUCAUUGCUGGGGAAACCAUUCGGUCCAGAUGCAAUGCCUAAACUCACUCCAGCUUUUCCAGGCAGCAGCAUUGGCGGAGGUGGAAUGGGUCUGUUAACCAACACUAAACCUCCAGAGCCCCACGAAAACCUCUUCCUACAACCCCCUAAGCUGUCCCGUGAGGAACCAUCUAAUCCCUUCCUGGCAUUUGCCGAAAAGCUCGCCCAUAGUCCCUUUAGCGGCCUUCCUGCUGCUCAACCCUCUGCCGUCUCUCUGGCUCAGCCUGCGACCUCAGUGUUUGUGCGCCCACCAGCUACCUCUGAUUGGCCCAAGGCCUCUGCUGCAGCAGCAGAAGCUGCUACCAGUGCGCCCAGUGAAAGCCCAAUAAAUCUCUUCACCAUGGCUGAUCCUUCGAAGGCAUUAGCGUCUUCCCCAUUCUCUGCCUUUUCUUCAACCGCUGCCGCCACCACUACUACUACCAGCACCACUGCUUCUACUGCUGCCCCCAGGCCUGUUGGCUUAGGAAGUGUUCCUCAAACCAGUUCCCAAGAACCUGUCAUGUCCCAGACCAUGGAUAUGCCUAUCUUGUCAUCUAGCCCUACAGCGGAAGGACCUGGAGCCGGCUCAGACUCUGGCACUGGGCAGGAGAGUGUCAGCGAUAUGGACAAACCCCUUGUGGACCCAGGCAAACAGCAGCCUGGCAUCUCAUCAUUUACAAGUGGAACUACUGUUAUUUCAGAGCCCCAGUUGCUGUUUGAUCAGACUGUCCAAAAUUUUUCCCUGGAUGAGCGCAGCACAGCCUCCAGGCGCGACUCGGACUCCAGCACAAAUAGUGACCUCUCAGACCUGAGUGACACAGAAGAGCAACUACAAGCCAAAGCCAAGGAGCAAGGCCAGCUGCGACCGGACUUGGGGGCUGGCAUGAUGCUGGACAAGGGCAAAGGGAAAGGGGUGGGCAAGAGCCGACCUCGCAACAAACCCUUGAAAGUGGGUCAGUCUGUACUAAAGGACGUGACGAAGGUGCGGAAGUUGAAGCAGUCUGGCGAGUCGUUCCUGCAGGAUGGCUCCUGUAUCAACGUAGCGCCACACCUGCACAAGUGCCGGGAGUGCCGCCUGGAGCGGUACCGCAAGUUCCGUGAGCAGGAUAAUGAUGAAGACGAUUCCACUGUCGCCUGUCGCUUCUUCCACUUUCGCAGGCUGGCGUUCACACGGAAAGGGGUGCUGCGAGUGGAGGGCUUCUUGAACCCCCAGCAGAGUGACACACAGGCCAUGAGCCUGUGGGUCCCCUCCCCCACCAUCCCAGAGGGCCUUGACCUAGAGACCUCCAAGUACAUCCUGGCCAACGUGGGCGACCAGUUCUGCCAGCUCGUCAUGUCUGAGAAGGAGGCCAUGAUGAUGGUUGAGCCACACCAGAAAGUGGCGUGGAAGCGAGCUGUGCGUGGUAUCAGAGAGAUGUGUGACGUGUGCGAAACAACGUUAUUUAAUAUCCACUGGGUGUGUCGGAAGUGUGGCUUUGGGGUCUGUCUCGACUGUUACCGGCUGAGAAAGAGCCAGCCGCUUGAUGAAUCUGAAGAUAAUCUUGAAGAUGAGGUGUUCUCUUGGAUAAAGUGUGCGAAAGGGCAACCCCACGAACCACAGAACCUGAUGCCCACACAGAUCAUUCCUGGAGCAGCUCUCUAUAAUAUUGGAGAUAUGGUACAUGCAGCACGAGGGAAAUGGGGUAUCAAAGCUAAUUGUCCAUGUACUAGCAGACAAGCCAAGCCUUUGCAGAGACCAGUGGCACCCAAUGGGGUUUCCCAGCAAUCCAGCACAAAUUCAAGCAGCAACACAACUCCCAGCAGUGUUCCCGCAAACGGUGGCGGGACAACAAUUCCGGGAGAUGGGGAUGUGUCUGUCAAAGUGGAACCAAUGUUGGAUGAAGUUGGUAAGACAGGGGAAGGCAGCAGUGACGGCAGCACUAACGGUAACCGUACUACUUCAGGUUUGUCUAAUAUCAAGGACACCACAACUACACCUUGUGCCAAGGAGAGCAUGGCUUUGCCUAGUGUCAAGGAUAACACAACUACACCCAGCAUCAAGGACAGCCGGCAGAGCUCUGCAGAAAUGGCACCUUCCUCUGCACUGCACUGGCUUGCAGACCUGGCUACACAGAAAGCCAAAGAAGAGACGAAAGCAGAAUCUGGUUCACUUCGUUCAGUGCUGGGUAAAGAAUCGCGAUCACCUUUUGCACUGGAGUCUUUCAGUUCCCUAUCAAAGUCGUCUUCAACCCCAAAGCUCUUUAACAGCUUAUUACUAGGCUCUGGCAUGUCAAACACAAAGUCAGAGGGAUCUAGUCUCAGAGACCUCCUAAAUUCCGGGCAAGGAAAACUUCCUCAAGGUGGCCCAGACACUGGCAUCCCCUUCCCCUCUGUCUUCUCUACAUCCUCCACAGGAGACAAAGGCAAAGGCAACCUUCCAAACUUCUUAGACCACAUAAUUGCAUCCGUGGUUGAGACAAAGAAGACUGCUGAAGUGAGGAAGGCAGAGAGCUCGACUGAGACACAGAAGGAAGUGAAGAAAGAGAGCGUGAUGGGGCUCAGUGUGCUGGACCCCAACACUUCCCACUCCUGGCUCUGUGAUGGGAGGCUCCUCUGCCUCCAGGACCCCAGCAACAGCAACAACUGGAAGAUAUUCCGCGAGUGCUGGAAACAGGGCCAGCCUGUGCUGGUUUCAGCAGUGCACAGUAAGUUACAGGGCGGACUCUGGAAACCAGAAGCUUUCAGCAUGGAGUUUGGAGACCAGGAUGUGGACCUGGUGAACUGUCGGAACUGCGCCAUCAUCUCUGACGUCAAGGUCCGAGACUUUUGGGACGGCUUUGAGGUCAUCUCCAAACGUUUGCGGGGAGAAGAUGGACAGCCUAUGGUAUUGAAGCUUAAAGACUGGCCUCCAGGAGAGGACUUUAGAGAUAUGAUGCCAACGAGAUUCCAUGAUCUAAUGGACAACCUCCCCCUUCCUGAGUACACUAAGCGCGAUGGAAGAUUAAAUCUUGCUUCCCGUUUGCCCAACUACUUUGUGCGGCCUGACCUCGGACCAAAAAUGUAUAAUGCUUAUGGGUUGAUAUCAACGGAGGACCGUAAGGUUGGAACCACAAACCUUCAUCUGGAUGUUUCUGAUGCUGUGAAUGUCAUGGUAUACGUGGGAAUCCCACAGGAAGAGGGAAAUCAGGAGGAGGAAGCCGAUAUCACUGGAUGUAAAGAGGUUUUGAAGACAAUAGAAGAAGGGGAUGUGGACGAUAUGACAAAACGUCGAAUCUAUGAAGCUAAGGAGAAGCCUGGUGCCCUUUGGCACAUCUACGCAGCCAAAGAUGCUGAGAAAAUUCGUGAGCUUCUCCGAAAGGUUGGGGAGGAGCAGGGUCAGGAGAAUCCCCCUGAUCAUGACCCAAUUCACGACCAGAGUUGGUACUUGGAUCAGGUCCUCCGCAAGCGGCUUUAUGAAGAGUAUGGAGUGAUGGGCUGGGCGAUUGUUCAGUUCCUGGGGGACUCUGUGUUCAUACCUGCUGGAGCCCCCCAUCAGGUGCACAAUCUGUACAGCUGUAUUAAAGUAGCAGAGGACUUCGUCUCUCCAGAACAUGUGAAACAUUGCUUCAGACUAACACAAGAGUUCAGGCACCUUUCUAACACGCACUCAAACCAUGAGGACAAGUUACAGGUGAAGAAUAUUAUAUACCACGCAGUGAAAGAUGCAGUCGGAACACUGAAAGCUCAUGAGGCAAAAGUGACCCGGUCAUAGCAACAAAUGACUGUGGUUCAAAUGGACUGUUCACAAGCAUGUACAAGAUGUGACUGACACAGCUGAAAGAAAGCGCAGUCUUCAUAGCAAAACUGGGCUGCUCACAGGAAAACUAAAAAAAAUGCGCUUGUUACAGUAUUAGCAAGAACAUGAAAUGCAAAACAAAAACAGUGUUCUGAUGCCUCUGGUUUUGUUUCGCACUGAACUUUUUAGAGGGGAGAGGAUAGGUUGUUGAAAAGUGUAAGAUGCAGAAUCCCUUUUCAUUUAUUGUUUUAGCUGGAAACAUCUGUUCAAACCCUUUUGUACAUGUGUGGAAUUCAGUUGUAGAUUUGAAAUCCUACGGUUUUGCUUUCUGGUCUGCUAGUUGUGUUUGAAAGAGAUAUGUCCUUCGGUGGAGUUGCGAGGGCAUUUUCAGCUUCAAUUGCAACCUAGGUUUUAAAGAGAAACAAUUCACAUGGGUUAUUUAACUGCUGAUCACCAGUCAUCACCAUGUAGUAAGGAGAAAAAAAAAAUCAUUUUCAAGUACUAUUUAAGUUUUGCCCAGUCAUGUGAAUGUUUACAAUAAACCAACUGUUAAAAGAAAGAGACCAAAGUUUUAUGUAUUUUAAAAAAGGAGCCUUUCAACAUCUAGACCUUUUUAAGUACAGAAUUGUUGUUUUGUUUUCUUUUGAAGUUUUCUACCCUUGAAUUGGGCAGAAAGAGAAACUGCAUCUUUUAGCUAAUUCAGUGUGUGUCACAGUAGAAAUUCCCAAAUUUUGGAUUUAGAAACAAUCCCACAGAUUAUCGAAGCAUUAGGAUGAACUGCAGAUUAUUCAUAUAUUAAAAGCAUAUUUUAGUUGGCAGUAGAACAAUAUUUAGUUCCCAAAAUGUAACACUUUCAUUUGUUUUUAAUGUUCUAUUUUAUUACUUUAUUCAAUUGCCACACAUUUGAUUUUGAUACCUAGACAUGAUUUUCACAUUGGUUUCAGUCUUCCUGUUAGUGGGUUAAAAAAACAAAACAAAAACAAACCUGAAAUGAAGGAGUUUCCUCAAUUGUUUUUAAACAAAUUAAUAAUAAAAAGACUUUUCCUGACCUGCACAUCUGUUUUGUGUUCUGGUUCUCCAGUGUUAAUCAGACCUGUGCUCUCAAUAAACCCAUUUCUUACAAGGCAUACGUUGCUAGUGUUUGCUCUGGUAACGUUCAACUUUUGGUGCUAACUUGUAAAUUCUUCAUUUAAUUAACCCCCUCUCCCCACCCAUGUGACCCUACAUAUUUCAAGAGUACAGUUUAAAAACAUACAGUAUGUAGAGUUCUACAGCAUUUGGUUUAUUUUUUUAGCAGAAUUAAAAAAAAAAAAAAAA
Molecule: messenger RNA, 7163 nt
Organism: Polyodon spathula (Mississippi paddlefish)
Lineage: Eukaryota; Metazoa; Chordata; Actinopteri; Acipenseriformes; Polyodontidae
Product: lysine-specific demethylase 3B-like
Exons: 25
Coding region: 252-5822 (1856 amino acids)
Biological process (GO): regulation of transcription by RNA polymerase II
Cellular component (GO): chromatin; histone deacetylase complex
Molecular function (GO): histone H3K9 demethylase activity; chromatin DNA binding; transcription coregulator activity
Source: RefSeq, a predicted model, not a curated record